CUCCUGCCCCGAGCCCGGCCCGGCAGCCUCGCCAUGGUGAACCUGGGCGUGCGGCGGGUGGAGGAUGAUGUGGCCGCCAGACACCCGGCGCUGCAGCAGUACGCGGCCUGCCAGUCUCACGCCUUCAUGAAGGGCAUCGGCACCUUCCUGGCAGGCAGCGGGGCCGCCUUCGCGGUGCAGAACAUGGCUCGGCAGAAGCUGCCGUACAGCCUGCAGUGGAGCCUGCUGUUGGCUGCGGCUGCAGGGUCCCUCGGAAGCUACGUGGUAACCAGAGCUGAGACACAGAAAUGCUCCAACUUCUGGAUUUAUCUGGAGACAGUGGGUUCCUCAGCAGGGCUGGUGAUGUGGGCUGGCUGCACUUGCUGCUGCCUUCUGCCCUGCCUGCUUUGGAUAUUCAUGAAAGCCAGCACAAAAAGCUUAUUUGCUGGAAGAGGAAGGAGAAGAUAAGGGAUGGAGAGAGCAACUGAGAAAACCUCCCUAGUGCAGAAGAUGGGGACGGCACUGCAACACUGCUGAGGAGAAACAGGUACGGUGACGUGGUGGAGUAGCCAGCAGAGCAUAGCCUGCCGUGCUCGUGUCCCACUUCACUCCCUCCUGUCUGCCCAGCCUGAUGCUGCCCAUGCUGCCCGUGAGGGCGGUGGGCUUGGUGACACUUCUGGAAAGCUCACAGGACUUGAUCCUGCCAGAGAGAGCAUGGUGGAGGCACCUCAGGGAUUGCUGCCUGCCCCAUGGCCUCUGCACAUUCCCCUGGGGGUACAAUAAAAGUUGAGAGCGGAAUGCA
Passer montanus (Eurasian tree sparrow) is the source of this 781-nucleotide messenger RNA. RefSeq names its product transmembrane protein 141 (gene TMEM141). Bases 34 to 447 code for a protein of 137 amino acids. The transcript is spliced from 6 exons. NCBI's taxonomy places the organism in Eukaryota, Metazoa, Chordata, Aves, Passeriformes, Passeridae. The record is from RefSeq and is a predicted model, not a curated record.